Molecule: messenger RNA, 8661 nt
Organism: Anopheles merus
Lineage: Eukaryota; Metazoa; Arthropoda; Insecta; Diptera; Culicidae
Gene: Galphao
Product: G protein alpha o subunit
Exons: 10
Coding region: 968-2032 (354 amino acids)
Biological process (GO): adenylate cyclase-modulating G protein-coupled receptor signaling pathway
Cellular component (GO): heterotrimeric G-protein complex
Molecular function (GO): GTP binding; G protein-coupled receptor binding; GTPase activity
Source: RefSeq, a predicted model, not a curated record
GUGCUCACUUGUGCAAACAUCGGUUGCAGUACUUGGCACGGUGAAAUGAUAGCAGCAUCUUGAAAAAAAAAGAAGACGUACAAUUUCACCGCUUCUCCACUAGCACUCGAAACAGGCACCGCCAACGGCUUCUACGAUGGCUUCUGCCCAUAAAGUGUAAUUAGUGGUCAGACUGCGAAAUGCCACAACUACCACAAUCCCCACACCACCGCACACAACACCAGCAACAACAGCGAUAUCAAGCUAAAUGGCUAAUGGCGAUGGUGAGAAAGUUGCGACAGAGAAAAGGGUGUCUUACCAAGAAGGAACAAACGGGUGGGGCGAAAAAUCUUCUAAAAGCAAGCAUACCCACGCGCUGCGAAACUGGGACGGCUCUAAUGCUCAGAUGCCACCGCCGAACGAAUGGUGUAAUAUCGUUUUGUUUUUUCGAUUACAGCUUCAAUUUGCACAGAACAUUGUGUGGCUCCGGUAUAAGAGAAGUGGCGUGUUUUCCGUAGUAACUUCUUGGUGGCAGAAACGCACCAGUGGCCUACUAUGUGGUGCGAAAAGAGUUGAGGGAUAUAAUAAAUCAAAUUACCGGCGUAGAUUGAAGUGAAAACAACGCAAAAACCGUUGCACGCUAGUAUUCGGUCGCGUGUGUAAGAAUGUUCCUGUGAAAUUCUGCCGGAAACUGUGUUUCAGUGUCUCGUUUUAGGUUUCGGCCCCGAAAACAAGGUUAGUGAAGCGCAAGUGCGAUGAAGUGAUUUUACAGUAUUUAAAAGGUUUCUUUUUAUGAUUCAAAGUUAAAAGUUACGAUCAGAAGAGCUUAAGUUAACAGUGAUCUUGAUAAAGUGUGGGCUGUCCUUGUGUCCAAGAGUGCAUUAGAUUGUGUGUGUGUGUGUGUGUGUUUGACAAGAAAACAACACCCUUGCCCUUUGCCAGUAACAAAGCAACCGGCAGCAUCCCAGCAAAGCUCCGAAACAAAGCGAUGGGCUGCACGUCAUCGGCAGAGGAACGGGCGGCCGUCGCCCGGUCGAAGCAGAUCGAACGCAACCUCAAGGAGGAUGGCAUCCAGGCGGCCAAGGACAUUAAGCUGCUGCUGCUCGGCGCUGGCGAAUCGGGAAAAAGUACAAUCGUUAAACAGAUGAAAAUUAUUCACGAAAGUGGCUUUACGUCAGAGGAUUUCAAACAGUAUCGACCAGUAGUGUACAGCAACACGAUACAAUCACUAGUUGCGAUACUGCGAGCGAUGCCAAACCUUAGCAUUGCGUUCGGCAAUAACGAACGAGAGUGUGACGCAAAGAUGGUGUUCGACGUAGUACAGCGGAUGCACGACACAGAACCGUUCUCGGAGGAUCUGCUAUUAGCGAUGAAAAGACUGUGGUCGGACUCUGGCGUGCAAGAGUGCUUCUGCCGCAGCAACGAGUAUCAGCUGAACGAUUCCGCAAAAUAUUUCCUGGACGACCUUGACCGAUUGGGUGCCAAGGACUAUCAGCCGACGGAGCAGGACAUCCUACGGACGCGUGUCAAAACUACCGGCAUCGUGGAGGUGCACUUCUCCUUCAAGAACUUAAACUUCAAGCUCUUCGAUGUCGGUGGCCAGCGGUCGGAGCGAAAGAAGUGGAUCCACUGCUUCGAGGACGUCACUGCUAUCAUCUUUUGCGUGGCCAUGUCGGAGUACGACCAGGUGUUACACGAAGAUGAAACCACGAACCGCAUGCAAGAGUCGCUGAAGCUGUUCGACUCGAUCUGCAACAACAAAUGGUUCACCGAUACCUCAAUCAUUCUAUUUCUGAACAAGAAGGAUCUGUUCGAGGAGAAAAUCCGGAAAAGUCCGCUGACAAUCUGCUUCCCGGAGUAUACGGGUGGACAGGAGUACGGUGAGGCGGCAGCCUACAUUCAGGCGCAGUUCGAGGCUAAAAAUAAGUCCACAUCAAAGGAAAUCUAUUGCCACAUGACAUGUGCAACGGACACCAACAACAUCCAGUUCGUGUUCGACGCCGUCACCGACGUUAUCAUAGCGAACAACCUGCGCGGCUGCGGUCUGUACUAAAUGCGGAGCUUUGUGCGCGCCCGUCUCGUGGUCGCCGUGUGCGCGGCCCGCGUUCCUCUCCCGCAAUGUAACAAGAACAACGGCAGCAGAAGAAGAACAACGUUUCCUCUGGGUGAGGAUGGCUGCUCUGUUUUCGUGUGUCGCAGCCCUACGGCCCAACCUUCUGCCCCCCCCCCCCCCCCCCUAGCGCGUCAUACACACGCAAACACACAAAGCUCGCUUAUAAUAAUGGAUUGAGAAAAGAUGUACAUCGAAACGGUCGGUGGAAGCGAUAUAGGGGCAUGAUUGUAUGUUUUUUUUAUUGUUGCUGUUUUGUUUUUGGGUGUAUGUGAGAUACAUACCGGUGGGGGGUCACUUGUUCCCCAAUCCCCCCCCUGAGAAUCGGGAGUUCUGGGUCGCAAGGGAUGAAAGGCCACAUGUUGUUGUAGCGCAAAGAUUUUGCAGGUUUAUUUUAUGAGUUGUUGUUUUUUUACGACGAAGGAUUAAACAAGUCCACUGGGAUGGAUUGUCGGCCCUUACACUAUAUCGUGAACUACACGAGAAGCUCUUGCUAUCCUCCCUCGCCGCUGCUACAUUUGAGAAUCAUUCGGUGUCAUAUCGAGAGUCGGGAGAGAGAGACAGUCGAAAGAAAAAGCUUCCUCGACAGGGGGCGAAAGACGGUGACGAAACCAAACAGAAAAGGAUAAAAGCAGUAACAGAAGAGGGGAUAUGCUUAGCCACUAAUUUGACGUAACGGCGAUGGUUUAAUUGCGUUUCACUCUGAGCUGAGACAGAUCGGAUCGGACACUAUGACAUUACAAUAGCACUUCGCCGAAGGAUACAAAAAAGCAAACAAAAAAUAAUAUAAUUAUUAACAAAACCAGUAGGGACAGUGGCAAUAGGCGGAAGGGUAGGGCGGGGCAUUUGGGCGAGGGAGGGAGGUUUACAAUGUGUUCAAAACUGCGGUGUGUAGUAGCGUACUUUUGGCCGUGGCAGGGAGCGGCAAGUACAAGCCAGAAGCAGCAGCCAACACUCUGAUCCGUGGGCUAGGAUCAGGACAGGAACGGGAGUGAACGUUGGGAGUGUUAGCAGCAGAAGCAGUAGUAUUAGUAGCAUACUCUACCUAAAUCGCAACAAACAAACAAACAAAAAAACAAAAAACGGAUGAUACACAGAACGCACAAGGAAAGCACUAUGCGCAAACUCUACUAGUGUGUAAUCUUACCCUAUACCAUUUUCCCCCUUCUGAACGCAUACGAUCGGCAGAUAGCCGACAUGGGCCCGUGAGCCAGUGUGUGUGUUUUGGUUACAGUGUUUUUUUGGUAGCUCAAAAUGCUCUCACGCCCCAAGUCCCUCGUACGAUUAGUGUAACAAAAUGUGUGGCAUGACAUGUUUUAUUCGAGUUUUCGAAUUCGAAUCACAUCGCAAAAAUGUAACCUAUGUAUCGGGAUACUACCCACAAGUCUUACAUUCAAUGUUGAAAUAGAACCGGCACGUGGCAUAUUCGCGCUUCGUGUUUUUCAUAACUUUUCGUGCAAAAACCCAAAAAAAUGGGGAAAACACAAGAUGCACUUGUUUUGGGGGAAACUGCUUGCCACGCCCCAACGGCUUUACGACCUGGGCAGGAGACAUUUUGGUUGGCUUUGUUCGGUGGUGGGAUCUAGCUAAAAGGAAAAAUUCUUCUCCAUUUUGAACUAGAGGAAGAAAAGUCACUGGGCGCACACACACACAUAUUUCCCAAUUUAUUGUAUGUAAUGUUUUAUGUUGUUACGUUUUGUUUUGUUUUUUUUUAUUAUUAUUAUUUCGGCUGUUAAGGAGUAACACGUACACGUAAAGAAGAAGCAAGGAGAAAGGAUACAGAGAAACCUAUUUAUUAUUAUUGCUAUUUGUAUUAAUACUACUGUAAUUAUUCUUAUUGCGUACAUUUAGAGAGAAAGAGAGAAAGGGGGUGGGCUUGUCGCCACCCACUGCUCGUGUGCGCGUGAGUGUGUAUGUGUGUUUUGCCAGCCCCAUUUAAAAAAAAAACGGGAAAGUGUUUGGCAAAACUGAAACUAAACAUGUAAGGCAACCAGCGUACAUCUGUUCGGGAUAGGUAACAGCCACAAACAAAUGCAAAACUUGGUCCUAAAGUUUCGAUGGAACGAUACGCACACAAAAAAAAAAAACGCAAAAUGAUAUCCAAUCUCGCGAUUUAGCCCAGUUGGUGGUUGUUUGAAGCAUCGGGUGUAUUUGUUAAGAGUGUCCCAAAACACAAGCAAAAAACGGCACGGACAAAUGGAUGUGAUUGUCCGUUACGAGAUGAGGCGCACAACGUUACAUGCGGGUUAGAAACGCUAUUCAGUUGCAUCUACAUUCCUUAACGAGGGUAUUUCUUAAUGGUUAUUUGCUACAACAAGCGCACAUAAACACACAGCACCAUUCUCCCUGUUCCCUCCUUAUUGAUCCUAUAAAUACCAACCAACCCCGUAAAGUUUCAUCCAGUAUUUUUCAUAAACGAAUCGCGCCACCAUUUAAAGCCUAUCAGUCAGUCACACACACACACACACACGCACAUGCAAAUCAGAAAACAAUGCACAAUAUUUAAGAGAGAUUCUAUUAAUUAGUACUUUAGCACCAAAGCAGAAGCAAAUGAAAUCAAAGAUUGUUGAAAGAUCGGCUCGUGUGUGUGCGUCAGCACAAGAUCACCCUCUAGUCUACCCCCUCUAGUGGGGUGGACAGGAGGGUGGGUGGUGAAGAGGGUCUAUUUUCUAUCGUUAAGCUCUGCCGCAUAACACGUGUCGCGCUCACGUCUUCUGCCUUUUCCGCAGCUUUGUGCCAACGAAACGAAGAUCGAUGUUUGUUCUCUAUCUUUGCUACAGUUAAGGGAUGUUGUCCGCGUUGUUUUGUUUCACCCCCUCCCUUCCCUCCCCUUUUCUCUCUGUGGUUGUGAAGAAUGGUGAAGGAUGAUGUAGAUGAAAAGGCUACUAAUGCCAGGAACAGGUGUGUACCCAUACAAACAUGCGUUUCUUUGCAGUUAGUUUGCCCUUCGUUCACCACCUUUCCUUGCACUGCCCUGGGUGUGUGUGUGUGUGCCAUACCCGGCAUACCGGCUCGUCCGUACGGCUCGGCACGGCUGGUUACACCCCGAGGGCUUCGACAAUCCGACGGUAACAGAUUUAUGUAUUUUUCGUCAAUCGAUACGUUUUACGCGUAGUAGUACACAACAGUCCGUUUAAACAAUCCUUUAGUAACAGUACAAAGCUAUCUCUCUAGCCUCUCGUUCUUUAGCAGCGCUUUGCGUAUUUAUAUUCCGUUUAGGAUAGUUCGAAACGCUACACAACCACACCAGGCCCUGUUGUACACGCUCGAUAGUAACGGCCGAAAGUAGAGCAAAAAAGGGUUGGCAGAAAAUCAGAAAAUCAAAACUAUUGGCAAAUUGGCUUUACCAGCAACACUCGCCUUGUGUGUGUGUGUGUGCGCUCACAAACGACCAAAUAAUGAGAAUUCAGAACAUAAUCUGCACACCAAGCGGCGAAAGAAGGAUCCUGGCUAAACGAUACAAAAAAAAAAAAACAAAACUAACCACAAACGUAACGCGCGUAACGGUGUGACCGGUGGCAGGUAGCGCAGAGAAGAAGUAGAACGUGCGGCACCGUGAGCACCGUGAAGGAAUGAUUCUACUUCUAUUUUUGAUAAAAAAAAAACAAGAAAACAUAAUUUUUAAUAUUUUUUCUACAAAUCCUAUAAACCAGACGAACACGAAGACGCCGGAUUGCGCAGAGCGGGAAGUAAUGCGCAAAGCACAGUUUGCUGCAAGCGCCACAUCAUACGAGGCACACCGUGUCUAGGUGCGCGCCAUGUCGCUUAAGAGAGAAUCACACAUCAUACACGCAUUAAAAACACAUAAAGAACAAUAGCGUAAACUAUAUAGUAUUAUGUAUUAAGAAAUAUCUCAAUGAAAGUACGGGCGAAAAAUGAAAUCAUUUCUAUUGCUAUUUUCUCACCGGCAGAUUGUAUCGUGUUUUUUUUUUGUGUAUCUUUUUCAACCAUUGUUACGCACGGUUCCUUGCUCAGCAGAGGGAGGAGUGUAUUGUGUAUUGCCGAUAAUGGCUGACUAUUUGCCAUUUUUUUCGAAAGCAAGACACACCUAUCUGCCUGUGCUACAUACAAGCACUGUCGAAGCAAAAAGCGCUUUCUAAACGUAUCCCACUUUUCAUCCUUCCGGGGUUUUCGGUUCCAUUUCAAAAAGGGUUUUCUGAACUCUAACGGUAAAUAAAUCAUCUCCACGUGCUUAUCAAUCAAAUACGGAAACGGAAUGGCCGCGCAGUCUCGCUCCCUAGGAGCAAAACAUAGCACAAACAUAGAACUAAUACAACAAGCAUAAUUGUAAAACGCGAACCUUGCGGCUAUGUAAGUACCGCGAAGGAAGGAGCAAAAUCCGCACGCAAAAGGUGUAUCAGAACGAAAAAAAAGAGAAAUAGAAAAUCCAAACACGCCAAUACGAGCAGAAGAUACACUUGGAAACUGGAUGAAUGAAAUUGUACCGCACAAGUGAGGCAAACCUAUAUCCGCUUUUGACUACCCAAAAUAAGUAUCUUUUUUGAGUAAAGAAAAGAAGCAGAAGUAAAACCAAUGAGUAAAGAAAUGAGUAGUAAGCGCAAAACACACACAUACAAAAACAAACCAAACAAACAAACACAAAUAAUCUAAACAAAUACUAUAAUAUUUGACGAUAAAAAGAAUGAAACAUUUAGAAUGAGAAAACCAAUGUGACAUAAAACAAGUGUGGCAGUGAACAGCAGACGGCUAGAAAGGAAACUAUCUUAGGAACAGAAUGAAAUGGUUAAUAAUAAAAAAAAGGGUAGAAAAAAUCUACAACAAGGAAGAAAAAAGAAACUAGAGAAGAACAAAAAACAACCAUACAAACAUACGAAAAGAGAUAAAACUAAAACAAACCCUAGAUUAGAACGCGUUACGUGAGAAAAGUGAACAAACAAACUGAAGCAGAUUGGUUUAAGGCAACGGAAGAAAAGUGAUGCUGCAGCUAGUAUCAAUAAUAGUGGCAUCAACACGCAAGAAUCUUUUUCUCUCACAAGAGAAAACACAUCAAUAAGUCAAACUCUGCAGUAUAAAUCAACCACAUCAAAACAAUCCCCUUGGGGCGUCGUCCGCUCUUAGUUAUUACGCAUUUACUACGCAUCACACAUAAAUCGAAGCUAAUUGGAUAAGGAAGACAUUGACCAUAGGGCAGCUGAAGAAAUAGAGGGGUAGCAUCCCGCGCCAUCCCCGAGCUCUGGAGUGCGGGGGGCACAGGUUUUGUUAGAUUUUGAAAGAUUCGUUUUUUCUCGCUCCUAACGCCAACAAGCAGGGCAGGAUAAGUGGCAGGAUGUCUAGGUAUAAACCCUCCCCUCGGCUGAUAUAUCGUUCCGAAUUUAUUGCUAAAACCAUAGCCAAUAGUCUUACGGCGAUAUUAGAUCAUUCAUCCCGAAUAGAUCCAUCAUUGCCCUUCCCAAAAUACACACACACACACACGAUUUCCGUGCAUUAAAUGCGUUGUGUGGGGCUGCAAAACGACGGACGCAGGUCCUUGCUUCUUGCGCAUUACGCUUCAAAUCGUGUGGCAUGUGGCUUUUUCUACACACAACAACUACAACAACACCCGCUACCAAUCUCUCUCACCAUUCUGGUUUUCUUCUUCACUUUCAACAACAACAACACACGUUCGCACAACGCGGACAAAGGUGGUGGUGGUGAAUCCUUUGAGUAAGUAAGAAUUUAAAGCGACAAAAACCAAACUAAAAAACGCAUUCAUACAGAGAUACAGACAUUUAUUCUUAUUACCACCUCGAAAAGUUCGCUGUUUGGGGGAUGGUUUGUGGAAGUAGUUUGUGGAAACGCUGUGUGCUGUGGCUGGAGGAAUGAGAUAUGUUCGAGAAACUAGAAGCAAGCGAGGAAGAGGAAGAAGUAAAACAAAAACGUCUCAAAUUUAUUACAAAACUUGAUGAAAGGUAGCAAAAAAAAUCUGGUAAUAAGAAACAUUGCGAAUGUAGCUAUAUAUAGCAGAGCAGUAAGAGGGGGGAGGAAUAUGAAAGAAGGUAUGCAACAUUCAAAAGAAGUAUAUAUAAAAUAACAAAACAAACAAAACUAUUAGAAACUGUAAAAUGGAACAAAGAAGAGAGAAAGAGAGCAAGGAAACAAGAAGUUAAAACAAAAAACAUACAAAAAAGGUAACGUGCAAAAGAUGAAUAACAGUCGUAAACAAACAAACAAAACAAAAGAGGGGGAAAAGCAAAACAAAAAGUGAACUCUGGAGAUAGCAAGCAAAACGAAGAAAUGUACACUUAUAAAAUGGGUACCUUCGGGCACAAAAGCUAAUUCCAACGCAAACGGAAGUGGUGCGUUUUUGCUUUAUCAUCAUCUCUCCCUGCUCUCCCCCAACAAAAGGAGUGUUUAUGAAGCGCUAACAUAUGGGCGUAUAAUGUGUAAAGGGUUGGAACAUUUGGAGAACAAACCAAAGGAAAUGGAAAGUGAAAACACAAAAAAGAUAAAACUACUUUGUGCGGCACAUACAAAACAAAAAAGACCCCAACAACAUCGCAAACUCUUUCUCUGGUGGCAUUAAACAGAACAAAAAGAAUAAAAAAACGUCGUAGAUACAUCACAUUAUAAAG